UUCCUCAUACAGAGGGCACUCCCAACCACUACAUAAAGGGACAUGUCUCCAUAGGUGUGGAAAUUAGUCUACGAAAAUAUGGACCAGACAACACUUCUGCUGCUCCCAGAGAGAGGUGACUGAAUUAAAGGAAAUUUAGGCUUACCAGGAACGUAAACAGUGGGGAAAAUAGCAUCACAACUGAAGAAAACUUCACUUCAUAUAUUUAUUUCAUUGGCAUAAACUUGGUGCUUCAGAUCAGGAAACAAUGAGCUGGUUUACUCAAAUGCUGCAAAAACUGAUUAGUUUUCCUUACUUAGAAGAAUACUGGAGCUCAGUGGUUCACCCUUGGUGGUUUCGUAAGCUGCUGGUUUUGCUUUGUUCAUUAAUAAUAGGUAUAUAUUUGGCUGGCUGUGCUUGCUCAUUUUGGCUAUAUGUUUACAAGAAGAUGAAUAAGGACCAAGAAACUGAUUCUUAUAGCAAAAUUUGGGAAAAGCCAAGGAGAUUUAUUGCUCAUAUUGUAGAUACAUAUGGAAAGAUAUGGCAUGGUUUCGAACUUACUGGAACGGAAAAUCUCCCUAAAGGACCAGGGAUUAUUAUUUAUCAUCAUGCAGUUGCUCCUCUCGGCUAUAUCUUAUUUGUGGCUAGGUAUUUCUUAGAGAGGGAGAGAAUGUGCUAUUCAUUAAUGCAUCGUUUCGGGCAUUGGAUGCCAGGACUGCAGAUGUUUUUUUAUGUGAUCGGGUUGAAAUUUUACAAGCAAGCUGAAAUUGUGCAAAUUAUGAAGAAAGGCCAUUUACUGGGCAUUUCACCUGGUGGAGCUAGAGAAGCAAUGUAUAGUCAUGAUUACUCCUUUAUGUGGGGUAAACGCACAGGAUUUGCUCGGGCAGCAAUGGAGGCGAAAGUGCCCAUCAUCCCUAUUUUUACACAAAACAAUUGUGAAACGUACAGGACCAUUGGAAAGACAAGGCUGACACAAUGGCUAUAUGAUAAAACUCGAUGUAUGUACCUUCCCAUUUACGGAGGGUUUCCAGUGAAAUUGAGGACAUUUAUUGGAGAACCUAUCCCAUAUGAUCCAAAUAUAACAGCUGUGGAGCUGGCUGAAAGAGUAAAGACUGCACUUGAAAAUCUUCGGGAUAAACACCAAAAAAGGCCUGGAAAUAUAUUAAGAGCUCUUUCAGAACGAUUUGAUAAGCAUUACAAAGCUGACUAGUCCAUAUAAAACAGUUGCAGUGUUUCUGACAAGAUGCCUGUAAUAGAAAAAUUAAUAAUUAUCUUAUUAAAGCUAAAUUGAUAUAUACAGAA
Messenger RNA from Zootoca vivipara (common lizard), 1281 nucleotides. RefSeq names its product DGAT1/2-independent enzyme synthesizing storage lipids. NCBI's taxonomy places the organism in Eukaryota, Metazoa, Chordata, Lepidosauria, Squamata, Lacertidae. Gene Ontology annotation, cellular component: membrane. Gene Ontology annotation, molecular function: acyltransferase activity. The record is from RefSeq and is a predicted model, not a curated record.